GGAAGGCAACAGAGACAGCAGGGAAGUUGACUUUCAAAGUGAUCCGGAGGCAAUAGUUAAUGUAAAAGUGAAAAUCUUUUGAAAACUCGAAAAUGACGACGCAAGGACCAUUUUUUCCUGCGAUUCCAAAAAUCCCGUAUGCGCCAGACGCUGGACCGCAAGAUGUUUUGUGUUUCAGGAACUAUAAUGCUACUGAAGUGCUGCUGGGAAAGAAGAUGGAGGACUGGCUGAGGUUCUCUGUUUGUUACUGGCACUCCUUCUGUGGAACUGGUUCUGAUCCGUUUGGGUUCUCUACCCUGCAGAGGCCUUGGAAUGAGGAUGGAACCCCCAUGGACAUGGCUAAGAAGAGACUACAUGCUGCUUUUGAGUUCUUCACCAAAUUAGGAGUGAAAUACUACACCUUUCAUGACAGGGAUAUGGCUCCUGAAGGAGGGACUCUGGAAGAGUCCAACAGGAAUCUAGAUGAGAUCACCGACAUGGCUCUUCAGCUCCAGAAUGAGACCGGGGUCAAAGUGCUAUGGGUUACCUGCAACCUCUUCGCCCACCCACGGUACAUGAAUGGGGCUGCCACCAACCCAGAUUUCCAUGUGUUGGCCUUUGCUGCAGCCCAGGUUAAGAAAGGUUUGGAGAUCGCCAAGAAGCUGGGAGCAGAGAACUUUGUUUUCUGGGGUGGCAGGGAGGGUUUCCUGUCACUGUUCAACACAGACGUAGCAGCUGAACUGAAGCACAUGGCAAACUUUUUCAAAAUGGCUGUCGCGUACAAAGAGAAGAUCGGCCUUAAGUGCCAGUUUCUUAUCGAACCCAAGCCCAAAGAGCCAUGCAAACAUCAGUAUGAUUAUGACGCCAUGAGCGUCAUAGGGUUUCUCAAGCACUUUGGACUGGACGACCACUUCAAGCUGAACAUCGAGCCCAACCACACCACUCUGGCUGGCCAUUCCUACGAGCACGAUGUUGUCAUGGCCUGAGCGUUUGGCAUGCUGGGCUCUGUGGACUCCAAUACAGGGUCACCUGACCUGGGCUGGGAUACUGACCAGUUCCCCAUGGACAUCCGAAAUGCCACCAUGGUGAUGAAGACUAUUAUUGAACAAGGUGGCCUGCAGCCUGGGGGCCUGAACUUUGAUGCCAAGGUGCGGCGAGAGUCCACAGACCUGGAGGACCUGUUCAUCGCCCACAUCGGAGCCAUGGACGCCUUCGCACGCGGCCUGCGAAACGCUGUCAGGAUCGUCGAGGACGGUGUGCUGAACAAGAUGGUGAAGGAGCGCUACAUGUCCUUCAGUGCUGGACUUGGUAAGAUGCUGGAGGAUGGAAGUACGUCUUUGGAAGAAAUGGAGGAGUUCAUCAAGCAACAUGGGGAUCCAAAAGUUACAUCAGGGAAGCAAGAGAAAUAUGAGUCCAUCUUUAACCACUACUUGUGAAGCAUGAGGGAGAGGUUCAUCUUUAUAUAGAAUGAUUUGCCAAUAACUAGAGUGAGAAUAACCUCUCAUAUUUUGCCUCAUAUUUAGGCUUUGUAGUUCUCAUUAUGCAUUAUUAUCGGACAUCCUCAAGUGAGUUCACUUUUCAGUCAGUUAUAAAAUGAGGACUGUUAUGUAUUUGAUUUCUUUAUAUAUAAUGAGCAAUUACUGGCAUGAGCUUAUUAGUUAAUUGACACCACUAAGUGUUAGAGUAGACUGUUUUUUAUAAAUUGCAUGCAUUCAUUUUUUUCUAAAAUAUUUUAGUUAUGCAACGUACAAUUGUAAACUUAAAGUAAAGAAAAACUGGAGAACACUUGUAGGAAGUUAAUGAGAGUAAUACAUGUUUACAGUUUAAUAUUAGUAAUAUUAAUGUAAAUGUACAAGAUGUAACUGGUGAGAAGUUGCAUUUUACAGUUGGGAGGAGCAAUUAGAAAUGCCUCCAAGAUAAAAUGUCUUUGUAAUAGUUUUGAUGAUGACCAAGUUUAAAUGUUUAACCUUAGUGAAAACUAAUAGUGAAUUUCAGUUUAGGGAUAUUUGUGUUGAUUUAUGGUUGCAUUUCUGAAAUAAACUAUGAAGGUGAUAA
Messenger RNA from Conger conger (European conger), 2034 nucleotides. RefSeq lists its product as uncharacterized. The transcript has 14 exons. Gene Ontology annotation, molecular function: xylose isomerase activity. Lineage: Eukaryota; Metazoa; Chordata; Actinopteri; Anguilliformes; Congridae. Gene Ontology annotation, biological process: carbohydrate metabolic process. The record is from RefSeq and is a predicted model, not a curated record.